AUGCCGUCCGACCUAUCCAGCUACCUUGCAAAAAACUACCUAGUAGCCGACCCAAAGCCGACCAAGAAGCGCAAGCGCAAGCAAGCAGCCGAAGGCCUCAUCAUAGCCGAUGACGACGACGCCUCCUGGGCCAGGCCACAAGCCUCAGCCAACGACGAUGUGGACGGACCAGCAACAGCCGAGGAGCUCGAAAAGGAGCGGCAGGCUAAGAUUUCGCCAAAGGGCGAUGUGCAGGGCGCGGCGGCCAAGGCACGGCCCGAGGCGCUCGAAGAUGCCAAGACUAUGGCGUUCGCGCGGGGCGCCGAUGACGAGGACAUGAACCGCGAGAUGAAGGGAAAAGAGAGGUGGAACGAUCCCAUGGCGCAGUUCAUGCAAACGGAUACGGCGACAACGACGACGGGCGGCAAGGGGAAGAAGGGGAAGAACAGACCCGUCUAUACCGGCGGCGCACCGCCCAAUCGGUACGGCAUCAGACCUGGCUAUCGGUGGGAUGGUGUUGAUAGGAGUAAUGGAUUUGAGGGCGAACGUUUCAAGGCGAUCAACCGACGAGAAAGGAACAAAGGGCUGGACUACUCGUGGCAGAUGGAUGAGUAA
This is a messenger RNA of Verticillium alfalfae VaMs.102, 594 nucleotides long. RefSeq names its product pre-mRNA-splicing factor CWC26. The coding region runs from base 1 to 594 and encodes 197 amino acids. Gene Ontology annotation, cellular component: U2-type spliceosomal complex; RES complex. NCBI's taxonomy places the organism in Eukaryota, Fungi, Ascomycota, Sordariomycetes, Glomerellales, Plectosphaerellaceae. The record is from RefSeq and is a predicted model, not a curated record. Gene Ontology annotation, molecular function: RNA binding. The transcript has 2 exons. Gene Ontology annotation, biological process: mRNA splicing, via spliceosome.